Anopheles coustani is the source of this 798-nucleotide messenger RNA. RefSeq names its product fibroleukin-like. The record is from RefSeq and is a predicted model, not a curated record. The coding region runs from base 1 to 798 and encodes 265 amino acids. NCBI's taxonomy places the organism in Eukaryota, Metazoa, Arthropoda, Insecta, Diptera, Culicidae. The transcript is spliced from 3 exons.
AUGGCUAGACUGGACUACCUUCAGUAUAAGCUGCACGAAAUGGAGCUCGGACGGAAGGAGCGCGACGAAGAGGUUACGGAGAAGCUGACCAAACUGGAGAACUCGCUCACCGGCGUUCAGUGGGCGAUCAAUCGACACGAUCGGGAUGCUGGAUACAACCUAACUGUGUUGAGUGUGCAGUCUCGCAAGAUUAUGGCUCAGCAAACGGCGUGUGCAAACCACGAACAGAUGCGCAAGGAAAUUCAACUCCUCUCAAAUAAAACCUCGUUAUACUUCCAAAUGAAAGGACAUUUCAAAUCGUGCAAGGAGGCACCUGCGGGUAUGUCUGGAGUCUAUCGGAUUCAACGGGCUGAGAACCAACUCCCGUUUGAAGCAUUUUGUGAGCAGAACAGUUUCGGAGGCGGAUGGCUAGUCAUCCAGUAUCGGUUCAAUGGAGCGCUGGACUUCAAUCGCGACUGGGCUGAGUAUGAAAAUGGAUUUGGGAGUUUGAAUCAGGAGUUCUGGUUUGGAUUGGCCAAGAUUCAUCAAUUGACUACCGAGAGAUCGCACGAGCUGGUAGUAGAGUUUAAAGACUUCAAUCAAACGUACAAAUAUGCGCGUUAUAAGGAGUUCGCGAUAGGAAAUUCCACUGAACAAUAUAACCUUAAGACAGUGGGAGCCUAUGAGGGCACAGGAGGGGACGCAUUGCACAAUCAAACAUAUCACAGCUGCCGGCGCUCAAGCGAACCGGCAACCGCAAGGCGUUCUCCUUCCGGUACCGCCAUCAACUUCCUGUGCAUCGAGCUGCCACGUGCAUGA